This is a messenger RNA of Argiope bruennichi, 780 nucleotides long. RefSeq names its product radial spoke head protein 9 homolog (gene Rsph9). Gene Ontology annotation, cellular component: axoneme; radial spoke. NCBI's taxonomy places the organism in Eukaryota, Metazoa, Arthropoda, Arachnida, Araneae, Araneidae. The transcript is spliced from 5 exons. Gene Ontology annotation, biological process: axoneme assembly; cilium movement involved in cell motility; motile cilium assembly. The record is from RefSeq and is a predicted model, not a curated record. Bases 1 to 780 code for a protein of 259 amino acids.
AUGGAACAUUUUUAUUCAUCUGGAUUAUUCUUAACAACAGAAGAACAGCUUGUGCUUCUAACAUCUCUACCUGUUUUACAGCAAGAAAACAAGUUCUUAUCAGUUGCAUUUUGGGGGAAAAUUUUUGGAACUGAAAAUGAUUACUACAUUGCUCAAGGUCGAGGAGAGGACUUUAUUAGAAAUAAGAUGAGCUUCUACAGUACCGACGGAUAUUCCUGGCGUUUACUGUUUCCACCACCUGAAGACAGUCUCAAGAAUUUCCACUUGAUCCGAACCCGAUUCAAUGGAGACCCUAAGAGCAAGCACAGAUAUUUUCAUGAUGGAAGUGAAAAGGUGGAGAUCAAAGAAGAACACCGCCUGAGCGCCUUUCUGAAGCUGAUGGACUUCGAGACCGCCAUGGGGCCCAAGAAUUCAUUAAUGAUAACACCGAAAGGGAUCAUUAGCAAAAAUCCCUAUUUUAAAGGGUUGCCUGUAGAAGAUGCUCUGAAGCUGGAAUCCUACUUGCACUACAGAUUACCGGACAGUGACGUCAGUUUCGCACCCACGACCUUGAUCUGUCCUCCAGGUGGAGACAGAGCCUUGCAAUUCCUCGAGCCCAUUAGCCGAGAUUACCCACCUGGUUGCUGGUCACUCCAGAGUGACGCUUUGCAAGAAGUAGUGACCAUCAAGAGUCUCUGGUGGCCAGGGUUCACUUUCUGCCAUAUUCCCGAAACUGGGGAGUACAACAGCAUUUAUAUGGGAUACGGAGAAAGAAACGACGACUUGCCAUUCAUGGUGUAA